Messenger RNA from Rhagoletis zephyria (snowberry fruit fly), 1164 nucleotides. Its product is annotated as probable WRKY transcription factor protein 1. The record is from RefSeq and is a predicted model, not a curated record. Lineage: Eukaryota; Metazoa; Arthropoda; Insecta; Diptera; Tephritidae.
AUGUUUGUUUAAGUUUCUUCGACACGACAAAACAAUUAUCGCGUCUUGAAAGAGAAUUCCAACUCUAGUAGUCCUGCGAAAGUCUUCGAUAUCUGUGUGUGAGCUCUCCGUACUGAGGUCUAUCAGAAUGUGAUUGAAUUCGGCGAAAAAUUCCGAAGACACCGACAACCUCCCAUUGUUGACAUACACUACACCUGCAUAAUGUUAAAGCACGCCUCGAAUACCGGUGGAGGAGGAGGAGGGGGAAUUGCCAAUGGUCAAUUGCGAAAUAACCCGAGCAACAGCAAUGCCACGUCCGCGGUCAACCGCAGCAUACAUCUGCGACCACAGCAGCCGCUUAAUAUCUCGACGCUAAGUACCACACAGAACGCUUUGCAAACGUCCAGCACUUCGGUGACGGCAAAUGGAGGUCAACGCAUACCAACCCUCUUGAAUAUCGCCUCAACACCGAUAGCAAGUGGCGCUGCGAAUACCAAUGUGGCGGUAACACCAUUGUCGCCGAACGCCGGCAAUGCGACAGCAACACGGACGUCAACGACGCCCGUAACGCCGCUUACACCGAAUGGCAUCGGCAAUAAUUUGCACACCUACACAAAUCAGCACAUUUUGGCUAGCAACAACUACACCAACAAUAAUAAUAAUACUCUUAACAACACCACCGCCACCGCUACCGGCACAAUAAACAACAAUAUCAAUAACAAUAAUCAUAAUCACAAUGCUGCGCACUAUAAUAAUCAUAAUUAUAGCAAUUGCCAUAAUCUGACUGCUGGUGCGUUGAUAAAUCAAUCGAAGCAUGGACCUGGACCACGUGAGGCGCUGACCAGCUUGGGGCUGCUGUGCUUAGUUUCCCUGCUAUUAGCUUUAUUGUCGUUGAUUUUUCUGUUGAAAAUUUCACCAAACGCUCGCGAAGAUGCUCUGACGCGCAGUUCAGCUGAGGACUUUGUGAUUGUGUACGAUGUGACAUUAGCGCUUUGUGCACUAUCGCUGUCGCUGAAUCUGUGCUGCCUGUUGGUGUGUGCGAUACAGUUUCUGUUCGCUGUGAAAUUGGUGCGAUCACCAAUGUUCGAUGGCAGAGACAACAAAUACUUGGAAAAAUCAAGUGCGAGUCGCACCUGUGCAGUUGGCGGUUUUUUCAUAUCCAUACCAAUUUUUCUCACUGGUUAG